Messenger RNA from Photinus pyralis (common eastern firefly), 1538 nucleotides. RefSeq names its product tektin-2. The coding region runs from base 124 to 1395 and encodes 423 amino acids. Gene Ontology annotation, biological process: cilium assembly; cilium movement involved in cell motility. Lineage: Eukaryota; Metazoa; Arthropoda; Insecta; Coleoptera; Lampyridae. The record is from RefSeq and is a predicted model, not a curated record. Gene Ontology annotation, cellular component: nucleus; microtubule cytoskeleton. The transcript has 3 exons.
UUACCAUCAAUAAAUAUUAUUUUAUCAAUACUGAAACAUGUCAGUGUGUCAUCAUCGAAACAGCAGAACUUUCGGAUUUUAUUUGAAAAUUAACAAUUAAGUAAGUAGUUAAAUUAAAUUAAAAUGCAAUCGGUGGUUACAUUUGAAAAACCGAUACAACAUGUCGGUUUGGCCGAUUGGCAUGCCAAACAGUGGGAGAUUCAACAAACCAACGACACAAGGCGAAAUGAUGCAUUUAAAUUGAGACACGAAGCGCGACAAUUACGCAAUGAAACACGAAUUCGUACCGAAUGGGAUACGUACCAUAACAAUGCCAGAUUGGCCGAUCGGAUUACGGAGUUAAGUCGCUGGAGGGAAACGCUAGAAGGUUGUCUAGCACGCGUGGACAAGGAAAUAAAUUCGCUGAAGGAUGAAAAAUUUGCAACGGAACGCGAGCUCGAUGCUCUUGGUAUACCACUGGGGGUGAUUUCGGAGUGUAUCACGAUGAGAGACUGCCGUCAAGGUACUGAGUUAACAUAUGAUGAUGGUGACACCGAAUUGAAAAAAGAGCUGUGUGUCGUGGAGAACGUGAAGAAGCUAUUAAUGGACAGAUGCCAGGCCACAUGGGAGAAGCUUAAUAGAUUAGAAGAGGUGCGUUUUAAGUUACGUUUGGAUAUUAAUGACAAAAAGGAAUCUAUCGCUAUUGAUACCGAUCAGCUAACAUUGGACAAAAAUUGCGCAAAUAUUAGUUUCAAAACUGAUCCCUUAAAAAUUCCGCAAGGCUCCAUCCCUUACGAAACAUGGUUGGAACAUUCGCGCUAUACCAAGUUGCUAGCAGACAGCGAAUUAACAGACACAGCCAAACUAAGAGAAGCCUUAUUUGUGGUCCGAGAACGCGCGCGUAAUGACAUGAGGGCGCAAAGAGACUGCGUCGAUUUCACCCUUCGCAAACGAAUUUACGAAACCCAACGCGCCCGCAACGAACUGGAGUGGCAGCUGAUGAAGAUGCAUGACGAAAUGGACAAGGUGAUUAAAGAAAUCGAAACUCUCAACGAAGCUCUAAGGGCCAAAACGGACGCGCUGAAGCUAUGCGAAACUCGCUUGGAGAACAGGUCGUACAGGCCGGGCAUCGAAUUGGCACGCGACGAGGCGGAGGCCGGUCUGAAGGACGAGGUUUUGCAACUUCGCCAAACCCGCAAGGAUUUGGAGGAUAAAAUUUAUUGCGCGAAGGCCACUUACAACGCUUUGGAAAACCAGCAAGUUAUUAUAGACAGGGACCUGGCGAAUAAAAGUCAUUCGCUGAUGACCGAUAUUAGAUGUCUUGAUCUUAGGGCUAGACUGAAAACCGAAUCCGUGUCGGAGACCGAUCGAAAUGUCACCCUUGUGCACAUGGAAGAUGAGAUUCCACCAACUUAAAUUAAAAAUGCAGAUAUAUUUGUAACAGACCUUGGAUAACGCACCUUCCGUCCACUAUACCUGUUUAUUAAUUGAAAUAUUGCAAAUUAUGCAAGGUAAUUGAAAUGGCGCACUAUAUCUUUAAAUAAAUGACUUUACUAGAA